UGGGGUCAUUUGCAACAACAACAAUGUUCAAUUUUUCCACCCUUGUUCAUAAUCCUCAACCCCAAACACUCAUCUUCUCUCCAUUCCCUUCUUCCACACCUCGCAAGUUUCAAUCUUUUCAACCUCUCAAAUCCCCCACAAACCGCAACCUCUACAAAAUUCUCUCUUCAUCAUACCAAAAUGACAACAACGACAACGACGAAGAACACAUCAUCGGAGAUUGUCUGGUUUUCGAAGAAGGCAUUUUCGAAGACCCCAUUUUCCCAACAUCCGACAACAACCUCGUAAACAACAAAAAACCGAAACCAAUUUCAAAGAAGAAAAAACAGACAGUGAUAAAGUCCGAGAAUCUUGUUCCUGGUAAAUGGAAAGAAGUUCAAGCAGGGAUAAACAUAACGAAGAAAGAACAGCCUAAGAUAGCUCAAGAGAUUGAGUUUAAUAGUAAAGAAGAACGGCGUAAGAUAGCUCAAGAGUUUGAGUUUAAUAGUAAAGAAGAACGGCGUAAGAUAGCUCAAGAGUUUGAGUUUAAUAGUAAUUUUAUGAAGAAGAAAAGUGGGUUGGUUCAUUUGAGGGAUAUUGAUUCGAACGAGUAUAAAGCUUAUAAAGAAGCUAAAUUGGCUCAGUUGACGCCUUUGGUUCUUGAUAAGGUUCCGAGUUUUUGUUUUGCUGAGAAAAAGAAGGAAAGAGAAUUAGAUGAAUUGAGUGAUGAGAGGGUAGAGGCUAGGAAUCCUAGGUGGGCUGUUUAUGGGAAAGGGUUGGAGGAUGUUAAGGAGUUUUUGAACAGUGAGAGUUAUGAUCCUGCUGCUAAGAAAAUUGGAGGUCUUCCUUUUUUGUUUACCUGGGAGGAGAGGGAUUCGUUGAAAAAGAAAACGCCAGACUUGUCAGUUGCUACUUCAGAUAAAUGGAUUCCUUUGCACACUUUUGCUGCGAGCGGAGAAUCUUUCCUUUUAGAUACUUUGUUGCAGCAUGAUGUUGAUAUUAAUGCUAUGGAUAAGGAUGGUUUGAGCGCUCUUUACAAAGCGAUAAUUGGAAGAAAGCUUGCCAUAACCCAUCUUCUCGUGAGAAACUUGGCGAAUCCGUUUGUGCAAGAUAAUGAUGGGGCCACCUUGAUGCACUAUGCUGUACAAACAGCGUCUGCCCGAGCAAUUAAAACACUCUUGUUUUACAAUGUGGAUAUAAAUCUUCGGGACAACGAUGGCUGGACACCAUUACAUCUUGCUGUUCAGACUCAGAGACCUGAUAUAGUGGAGCUUCUGCUGAUUAAAGGCGCUGAUCGGACAUUAAAAAACAAGGAUGGUUUAACUCCACUCGACCUUUGCCUUUACUCUGGUCAAAAUGUCAGUACAUAUGAGUUAAUCAAGUUGUUGAAACAGCUGCCUUAUAUAGACACGCCUGAGAGACGAGUUAAUCAAGUUGUUAAAACAGCCUUAAAUAGACACGCCCGACGGAAGUGGAUAAGAAAAUAAAUAAAACUUUUGAAGAUCUGGAACAAGUAAGUGAAGAAUAGCCAUUGCUGAGUUUUUCAUGGCAGGUAGCAAGCAGCUCUUCAGCAUAUGGAAACUUUAGCUUUAGGACAAGGAUGCUAUUGUAUUAAAAAAAAUGCAUUCAAAAAAUAUGAUAGGGAAGUAGACUUUUUUGCAUUAAAAAAAAAAAAAAAGAAGAAGGAAAACGACUUGCCAUUUUUUAAAAAUAAAAAUGUGAUUUCAAAUUUGGACGCCAAACCAGAAAAACGUGAAUUUCGUGAAAAUAAAUAUGUGAAUUUUUUAAA
Messenger RNA from Medicago truncatula (barrel medic), 1768 nucleotides. RefSeq names its product ankyrin repeat domain-containing protein, chloroplastic. Gene Ontology annotation, molecular function: protein binding. The coding region runs from base 24 to 1466 and encodes 480 amino acids. The transcript has 7 exons. NCBI's taxonomy places the organism in Eukaryota, Viridiplantae, Streptophyta, Magnoliopsida, Fabales, Fabaceae. The record is from RefSeq and is a predicted model, not a curated record.